Messenger RNA from Carya illinoinensis, 1926 nucleotides. RefSeq names its product wax ester synthase/diacylglycerol acyltransferase 5-like. Gene Ontology annotation, cellular component: plasma membrane. Gene Ontology annotation, molecular function: diacylglycerol O-acyltransferase activity; long-chain-alcohol O-fatty-acyltransferase activity. The record is from RefSeq and is a predicted model, not a curated record. Lineage: Eukaryota; Viridiplantae; Streptophyta; Magnoliopsida; Fagales; Juglandaceae. Gene Ontology annotation, biological process: triglyceride biosynthetic process. Bases 111 to 1688 code for a protein of 525 amino acids. The transcript is spliced from 8 exons.
UACUCAUGAAGUCCCAGCAGGAGAUCAACACUGCAAACAGUUUUAAAAAAGCUUUGUGACACAAAAUUAAACAAAAUCAUCCACAAAGAAGAGGGAAUUGGAGAAGCAAGAUGAUGACGGGUGAUCAUGUCAAGGCAUCAAGAAGCAGUCAUCAUGAUGAGGAGCCACUGAGUCCAGCAGCUCGGUUCUUCCAAGCGCCACGCUUUAACGUUUAUAUCAUUGCCAUCGUGGGGUGCAAGACAAGAAUCAAUACUGACGUUGUUAAGGCUGGUUUGGAGCAAACUUUGGUCAAGCAUCCUAGAUUCUCCAGCAAGAUGGUCGUUGAUGGCAACAAGUACUGCAAAAAUAAAAAAUGGACUCAGACGAAAGUAAAUCUGGAGGAUCAUAUUAUUGUUCCCGAAUUGGAUCCCAACAUAGAUUUUCCAGACAGAUUUGUUGAAGACUACGUGUCAAAUGUCACAAGAACUCCCUUAGACCUCUCCAAACCAUUAUGGGAACUCCACCUUCUCAACAUCAAAACCUCAGAUGCAGAGGCUGUUGGGGUCUUUAGGAUUCACCAUUCCAUGGGCGAUGGUGCAUCCCUCAUAUCCCUUCUCCUAGCCUGUACACGGAAAACCUCUGACCCAGAAGCAUUGCCUAGUGUUCCAGUGAAAAAACGAGCAGGUUCAACGUUUAACUCGCGGGAUGGAUUUUGGUGGUUCUUUUUAGCAAUUUGGAUGCUUUUAAGGUUGAUUUGGAAUACUAUGGUGGAUGUCUUGCUGUUUGUGGCGACCACUUUAUUUCUGAAAGACAUGAAAACUCCGAUCAAAGGUGCACCUGGGGUUGAGCUGAACGUAAAAAAAUUCGUGCAUCAGACAGUGAGCUUGGAAGACAUAAAGCUCGUGAAGAAUGCAAUGAACAUGACCGUAAACGAUGUUGUUACUGGAAUAACUCAAGCUGGCCUAUCGAGAUAUCUGAAUCGUAGAUAUAUUCACUCAUCAUGUACAGGUGAGGAGAAGAAAUUAGAUGGGCGAGUGAAGCAAAGCAAUAGCAAUAUCCCUAAAGGUAUCCGCCUUAGGACAGUCAUUCUCGUGAAUCUCAGAAAGUCUGCAGGAAUACAGGUGGCCCAUGCUCCUAAUGAUCCUUCUUCAUCAUUGUCCGUGGCAGAAACCUAUCCACCUGAAUUUAAACAGGAUAUGGCUGAUAUGAUGGCUAAGAGGUUGAAAACUAGGUGGGGCAAUUUGAUCGGAUAUAUGUUCCUCCCAUUCACCAUUUCUUUGCAAGACGACCCAUUGGAUUAUGUUCGGAAAGCAAAGGCCACCAUUGAUAGAAAAAAGCUCUCACUUGAACCUAUAUUCACAAGUAUGUGUAUUGGGUUUGCGUUCAGGAUAUUUGGAAACAAGGUUGCUGCUGCUAUAAUACGCCGAGCACUCUCCAAUAUAACAAUGGCUAUUUCUGGUGUGGUUGGUGCGCAAGAAGAAAUUAGCUUUUAUGGCCAUCCAAUUGCUUACCUUGCUCCUUUUGUUUAUGGGCCCCCACUUUCAUUGGUUGUCAAUUAUCAAAGUUAUGUGAACAAGAUGACUAUUUCUUUGACUGUUGACCCAAGUGUGAUUCCUGAUCCUUACGAGCUUUGUAACGAUAUAGAGGAAUCACUCAAACUCAUCCGACAUGCUGUAGUGAAUAAAGGACUCAUCAAGGAUGUUGUCUAAAGAUUGAUCUUGCGAGUCCAGAAGAUCCACUCAAUUGGAAGUCAUAAAUAGAGGAUGUUCAUGUAUAGCUAAUGUAAGAACUCAAGUGGAAAGUUCUUACAUUAGCCGUGUGAUGCAUGUGUUAAAAAAAUGUGUGUUAAAUGGAACUUCUAUCUCUAAAUAAAUGAGGCCUACAUUAUUUUAUAUGGACAGGAAUAGAUAUUAUAAAACUAGUUUGAUAUUUCUAUCUUUUUACCUA